Miscanthus lutarioriparius is the source of this 345-nucleotide messenger RNA. Lineage: Eukaryota; Viridiplantae; Streptophyta; Magnoliopsida; Poales; Poaceae. The record is from the annotation of a GenBank genome assembly.
AUGACGUUCGGUGGCUCGUCGUCGGCGCAGGGGAUUGUGGCCCCCAAAUUCGGGAAGCGCAUGGGACUGCCGCUUGUGCCCUGCCCCAAAUGUGGUGAGGAGAUCAUGGAGCUCACUUGUGGUCCAGGAUCUAAGGUCCCGAGAGCCAUCUUCUUCAAGUGCCGGCUUCAUGAGAGAUGUGCCUGGAACUUGCCCAUAGUAUCUAUUGCCGACAAGUACGAGAAAAUGCUGAUUGCCAAGGGAUAUAUUGAGAAGACUGGGCUGCUGUGGCCAUCAUUAGGCCUGAGGAAUCCUUGCUUGAAGUUGAGCAGAUCAGGAUUGCAAUUGGACGCCUUGAGGGACUAG